UCAUAUGAACCAGUCUUUGUUGUUUAAAUUGGAUUCACGCACCAUUUGGUCAAGACGGUAAAGACAUAUGAACCCGUCUUUGUGGUUCAAACUGGAUUGACGUACCAUUUGGUAAAGACGGUAAAGACUUAUGAACCAGUCUUUAUGGUUCAAACUGCCAUUUAGUGAAGACCGUAAAGUCUGGAUUCACAUACCAUUUAGUGAAGACCGCAAAUUCAUAUGAACCCGUUUGUGUUGUUCAUUAAGCAUAAUUCGAUGAAAACUUCCAUCUCUAAACUUGAAAAUAUAAUCGCGUGCAGAAGACAACAUGCAAUUGUGGAUGAUUAGUGUUUCUCUGUCUUUCUAUUUACUAAAGGCUGGACUUUGUUUACCCGCAGAUGAAGGUUCUGGCGAUUGGAAUGACACUACCAAUAUAUUCUUGGAUCCAGAAUCUGACCUGGUAUUGACGUCACCAAAUUAUCCACAAGAUUACAAUCCGUCAAUGAAAAAAGUUUGGAGAGUCACGACUGCCAGCAAUUACAGGAUCGCUCUAACUUUCUCUACUAUACAACUAGAGCCAAUAUUUGACUCUCUGUUAGUGAUUAGUGAUGGAGUAACUGUAAAUUCUAGUUAUAUAAAUACGUGGAACACAACAUUAUCUUGCUUUGAACUUGAGCUCAUGAUGAUUACAGAUGAUACCGUAGAAUACCAAGGUUUUCAUGCUACUUUAUCAACUCAGUAUGUACAUACAGCGUCUAAUGAUUCGGCCAAUUCGCAGAUGACGAAUACAAGCUCAACCUUUACAAUGACAAGGAUGUUCCUAUCCGUUUGCGAUCGUCUACUGGAUAAAGAUAAUUUACAAACUAUAUCCGACUCCGGUGACGCGACAAACUCUGAAGAAACGUCAAGUAAUAUGGUAUUGAUGUUGGAAACCUUUGCACUUGAGUUGGCUAAUAACAUCGAUGCAUCAAACGCCAGUGUAUUUUCAUACACCUCUGAAAACUUAGAUAUGCAUAUAGACGCAGUACCAAAUGACGUCAUAGCAUCAGUCACUUCGCUGUACCUGGAACAAGAAGACUUGGAUUUCCAAUGCCCAACCGCUGUAUUAAGUGGAGACGUCAAAGUAGUUACAGUGAUUCCUAAGACUCUUCAUGUGUCGAUGUCAAGCCAAUUGGAAGACGGUACCAACAGUACCUCUAUAAUAUUUGGCUCGUAUAUCACGUCACUUUCAGUAACAUCAGAUAAAACAAUUGACUUUAGUGAUGAUCCCGUGGAGAUAAGUAUCAGGCAUUUACAGGCGUUUGGAGAUGGAUAUCACGCUGUCUGUGCAUUUUGGAAAUUCUCAAACAAUUCCACUGGCGGAAUAUGGUCCACCGAUGGAUGUGAAGUCGUAAUAUCUGAGACAUCAAAAACUGUCUGUCGGUGUAAUCACUUGACAAACUUUGCCAUUCUGAUGAGAGUCAGCCCAGAAUCUCCGGUACUCUCUGUCGCAGACGCCACUGCUUUAGAAGUUCUGACGUUUCUACUCACAUCCUUGUCGAUUAUUUCUUUGGUAUUAACAAUUUUGACUUACAUUUACUUGAGAAUCUGGAACACACGUCGCAACAUUGUCCACAUAAAUCUGGCAUCGUCGCUUGCUACAGCACAGAUUCUGUAUUUAUGCCUCAUUGAGCGUACAGAAAAUGAUCUUGGAUGUACGUUUUCCGCAGUGAUUCUUCAGUACAUUUUUACCGUUAGUUUUUCCUGGAUGUUACUCGAAGGUGUUUACCUUCUAAUGGUUUCUCACAGCAGCCUAAUUCGAAAGAACCCACAGACGAGCAUCUACAUUGCAGUCGGCUGGGCAACGCCGUUAGUCUUCGUUGCAAUACCAUUCAUAUACACUCCUUCAAGCUAUGGUUCCGAAGAAGCAUGCUGGCUUGACACAAAUGUUAUUUGGGCUUUUGUUACACCGAUACUUUUCGUUAUUGCUGUGAACGUUUUUGUACUUACGGCUGUAAUAAAGAUAUUUUUGAACCUAAAGGCAAACUCAUGCAAAUCAAAAAAACACCAACUAAGAUCCAGCAUUCGGGCAGUGUUGCUGAUGCUGCCUUUAAUGGGGCUGACAUGGAUAUUUGGAUUGGUGGCGUCCUUUGACAAAUCCAACUUCUUUGCAUACAUGUUUGUUAUCUUCAACUCUUCUCAGGGAAUAUGCAUAUUUUUGCAACUCAUUGUCUUCAACGAUGAGAUCAGAAAGCUUUACAAGAUGAGAUAUGUUCAGCGUGGCACCAAUUCAACAUUCAUAACGUCAGCAUCUUUUGCGAGUGGUCAUCAGACAAAAAAAUCAUUUCUCACAUAAUUAUUUGUUCACCC
This is a messenger RNA of Anneissia japonica, 2328 nucleotides long. RefSeq names its product adhesion G protein-coupled receptor L1-like. The coding region runs from base 308 to 2314 and encodes 668 amino acids. Gene Ontology annotation, molecular function: G protein-coupled receptor activity. NCBI's taxonomy places the organism in Eukaryota, Metazoa, Echinodermata, Crinoidea, Comatulida, Comatulidae. Gene Ontology annotation, cellular component: membrane. The record is from RefSeq and is a predicted model, not a curated record. The transcript is spliced from 19 exons. Gene Ontology annotation, biological process: cell surface receptor signaling pathway; adenylate cyclase-activating G protein-coupled receptor signaling pathway.